This is a messenger RNA of Annulohypoxylon maeteangense, 908 nucleotides long. RefSeq lists its product as uncharacterized. NCBI's taxonomy places the organism in Eukaryota, Fungi, Ascomycota, Sordariomycetes, Xylariales, Hypoxylaceae. The record is from RefSeq and is a predicted model, not a curated record. The coding region runs from base 115 to 759 and encodes 214 amino acids. The transcript is spliced from 3 exons.
CAGGUGGGUAUAUAGUGUUACCAACCUGCCCUACUCAUUCAUCUGGUAACACCCUCUUCUUCGUGAACUACCUAGCACCAGAGUCGAUAGUACACUUAGGCAAAAAUCUUCAUCAUGAGGUUCUCGUACACUAUCGGUGGUCUCCUGUCCGCGAACGCAGUUCUCGCUGCCCCGGUUCCGGACCCGGUUGCUAUGCCCAUGCCCAUGCCGACUCCCCCCGGCAUCCCAACAAGCUCCUCCGCCAAGACCCAGCUCGCAGCCCUUACCGUAGCCACAGCCGUCGACGACGGCACCUACAAGCGCGACCUAUUCCCAACAUGGGACACGAUCGAAGGAACCUGCAACACGCGGGAGUACGUGCUAAAGCGUGACGGCACCAACGUCGUCGUCGGGACCAACUGCUACCCCACGAGCGGAACCUGGACGAGCCCCUACGACGGAGGGAAGUGGACUGCUCCGUCUGAUGUUGAUAUCGACCACAUGGUUCCGUUGAAGAAUGCCUGGAUUUCCGGCGCAAGCGCAUGGACAACAGCCAAGCGCGAACAAUUCGCCAACGACGUCACCCGACCACAGCUCUGGGCCGUCACCGACAACGUCAACCAAUCCAAGGGCGACAAGUCCCCAGACUCGUGGAAGCCGCCUCUAUCGAGCUUCUACUGCACCUACGCCAGGUCCUGGGUCGCCGUCAAGAGCUACUGGAAGCUGACCAUUACGUCUGCCGAGAAGACUGCGCUGACUUCUAUGUUGGGGACUUGUUAGGCUGGUUGAGAAGAGUGUGCGCGACUGAUUCUGCGUAAUGGGGUGUCUCGGGGUUGGCUUGCGAUGCUACAGGUCUACGAUUCUACACGAAUGAAUAUUAGGGUCCUAGUACCUACCUAGGCAGUUAACUUAAUCACCAAUGCAAUCAA